Molecule: messenger RNA, 2947 nt
Organism: Salarias fasciatus (jewelled blenny)
Lineage: Eukaryota; Metazoa; Chordata; Actinopteri; Blenniiformes; Blenniidae
Gene: zyx
Product: zyxin
Exons: 10
Coding region: 285-2144 (619 amino acids)
Biological process (GO): transforming growth factor beta receptor signaling pathway; integrin-mediated signaling pathway
Cellular component (GO): stress fiber; focal adhesion; cytoplasm
Source: RefSeq, a predicted model, not a curated record
AGAGAGGUGCUGUUUACACAGUCAUACACAAGUCCUCCUGAGCCAAAAUCAAACGAGAAAGAACUUGUUAGGAAGGAUGGUGUCAUUCCUUUUCCAGACUGUACAGCAGCAGCACAGGGGGAGGGUCUACUAGCUGGAAAGGGGAAGAGAGUAACAGAAGUUGCCAUCGCUGACUAACUUUACACAGCUUGAACCAAGAGGAAGAAGAACAAAAGAAACCUGGGGAAGUAAAAAACAGGGAGAUCCACUCCGAAAGCUGCACUGAACAGGAUAAAACACACAAGAUGGAGGACUCCAGUAGCAGCAAGCCAUUCAUGGUGACGUCGUCCCUGAACUUCAAAGUCACCACCCCGUCCUUCUACAACCAGCCAAAGAAGUUCGCCUCGGUGGCACCGCCGCGGCCCAAAAGCCAGACGCCCCCCUCGGCUCCGUCGCCCACACCAAUCGGCACCGGCAUCAUUGGCCGAGUGGGAGACCUGCCUCCCCCACCCCCUUCGCUCUGUGAUGACUUCCCACCCCCUCCUCCUCCCCCACUGGACGACGACUUGCCAGCACCUCCCCUCGAUUGCCAGAUCACCCCACCCGCCUCCGAUGCCCCCCCUCCCGCCUUCCCCGCCCCACCUCCCGUGGCAGACGACCUGCCCCUUCCAGCUCCCCCCGAGGAGAGUGCCUGCGCGCCCACCUGUGCCUCCCCGCCUCCCCCUCCGCCGCCUCCACCCAUGCCCGCCUCAGGCACCAGUGUCCCCAGUGCUGCAGGGACCCCCCAGAGGCUGAUGGAGAAGCAGACCAGCUUCGAUAAGCAGCUCGACUCUCUGACCGACUUGUUGUCUGAGAUGGAAACAAGGGGACCUUUCAACCCCAAGAUGCCGAGCCAGUAUUCCUCAGCACCAGCACCCAAGCCCUCCGCUCCCCCCCCGACCGCUCCCAAGCCCGCCCUCUCUUUUCUGCCGCCGCCUGAGAUGGGAGACCGUCCGCCUCCCGCGCCCUGGGCAGAGGAACUGAAAGCCAGAACCAGCCGGCAAGCCAACCACAGCGCCGCGCCAAACUCAGCCACGAAGGGCCCGGCCGUGGCGCCAAAGACCGCUUUCGGAGGGAGGCCGGCCAUGUCGUCGGCCUCCCUGGCGCAAAAACUCAACCAGAACCUGAACCAGGCACCGACGCUAGUCAGCAGCGGACCGAAACCUUCCCUGCCCAGCUCCUUCCCCCCGCCCCCCGCCGCUCCGCCCGCACCCCCGACUUCAGUGAAUAGCACGGCCGCCGCCCCAGCAGCCAAUCACGUGAAGAGCUCUCCCUUUGCCGGUCAGGUGAACGCAAACCAAACCCCUCCUGCUGCUGUGCCUCCCCCUCAAACCAAGACGAUGGCUUCUUCUCCACCCUCCUCCUUCACCCAGCCAAUGAAAACCACCCCCGCAUCAACGCCUUCACCCCCCGGUCCAGUUUCGAUCCCCGGUGGAGGCGUUCCUCUGAACAUGAGGGAGGUGGAGGAGCUGGAGAGAAUGACCAAGGACUUUAUUAAAGACAUGGACACACACGCGCCGGUCAUCACCUCCCCUCCCACAGAAAUGUGUGGGAAGUGUGGCGAGGCUCUCUCCCGGACUCAGCCAGCUGUGCGAGCCAUGGACAAACUCUUCCACUCCAGCUGCUUCUGUUGCAUGAGCUGUCAUCGCCCCCUGCAGGGCAUGCAGUUCUAUGACAGGGACGGCUCGCCGCAGUGCGAGGACUGCUACAUGAGCUCCCUGGCCGUGUGUUCCCGAUGCGGGGAGAGGAUCACAGACCGUGUGCUGAAGGCAGUGGGACAGUGUUUCCACGCCCACUGUUUCCGCUGCAGCACCUGCUCCUGCGUACUUGAGGGCGCUCCCUUCAUCACUGAUGACAAUAACAACCCCUACUGUGUCCAGGAUUACCACAGGCGUUUUUCCCCUCUUUGCGUGAGCUGCAAUGAGCCCAUCAUUCCAGCUCCAGGAAGCGAGGAGACGGUCAGAGUGGUCGCUCUGGACAAGAACUUUCACCUCAAGUGUUACCGCUGUGAGGACUGCGCCCGCCCUCUCUCCAUAGAAGCGGAUGAAGACGGCUGUUAUCCACUGGAUGGUAGGAUCCUGUGUAUGAAGUGCCACACCCAGCGGGCCAAGCAAGCUGCCCAGUGAUUGGCUUUCGCAGCUGCACUCAGUUUAACUAUGAACCAAAUCCAAAAGCACAGGAUUCAUUCAGCUGCCUUUUUGCCUUUUGCAACAGGGCUUUAUUCAGUCUAUGUGCGCAGAUGUGUGCGUUUGUGUGUAUGAAUGGUGUGAAAAGGUUGGCACGCAUGCAGAUACAGUGUAGUAUUCCCUUUAUCUUUGUUCACUUUGCUCGGUGCAGAGGUAAUGUACUGCACUGAAACGAUCUCCUCUCGUCUAUGAUUCCAGAUCUCUAACCCUCCUCGUAGCCCCCUCUGUGUACUGCAGCAAAUGUUCUGUGCCAAUUCUAUGUUUACGCAAAAAUUUCCAGCAUAACUUGCACAAAGAAAAGUUGGGUUUUAAAAAGCAGCCUGAUAAAUAUAAAGUUGCCUUUUUCUAUCACUCAGAAAAACGUUGUUAGUAGCACCCAGAACUGAGCUCGAGCCUCUAGAAGACUUUAACGGACCGGUCUUCUUCCCUGUGAGUGCCAUAACGAUGGAGUUGUUCCUGGGGGAGUUUAGGGACCAAGAAAACUCCAACAUGUUCGUUGUAGGAUUUUACCACUGUGGCUGGCUGGUGGUUGAGGAUAUCUUUCACACUUUGGCAGUAACGGUGCCAGCAAGCAUGGCCAGUGAUGCUUUUCCUGCCUCUAAAGUGCUUUAUAUCAGCCAGUCUACUCCGAUAGCAUUUUGAAGUCAGCUAGGGCUGCGGCGCAACAGCAUAAAGAUCAAAACAGUGAAUGUUGCUCUUAGUUUUUGUGAUGUGAAUUUGACAAUUUCCAGGCAUGCUUUAAA